Molecule: messenger RNA, 1728 nt
Organism: Onthophagus taurus
Lineage: Eukaryota; Metazoa; Arthropoda; Insecta; Coleoptera; Scarabaeidae
Product: golgin subfamily A member 6-like protein 26
Biological process (GO): activation of innate immune response
Molecular function (GO): zinc ion binding; double-stranded DNA binding; RNA binding
Source: RefSeq, a predicted model, not a curated record
AUGGAUGAAAAGCCAGAAGCCUCGGAUGGGCCCGCCGGCCAAACAGUGUCGCGGGCUACGCAUGGGGAGGGGUCGACCCCGCGUGAUUACACAGACUACUGCAUACAAGGCUCUGCAAGCCAGAGCAUAGAGGGCUACGUGUUUAGACGUAGCACCCUCAUUGGCCGCUCUCCAACUAGGUCGGCCGAACGAAAAGAAGAAGCAUCGAGUAGUCAAGGAAAUACGGAGAAGGAGUUAACACCGUCUGAAGAAUCUGAGGAGCCAGACACUGAUCUAGACCAGACGUUUGUAUCUGCCGAGGAACUAGAAACCAAGACGAGUGUGGGAGAGAAAAUGAUUGAUCUGGUUAGCCCGGAAAAAUCGAAGCAAUACAAUCAACUAGUAUUUCCAAGCUUAGACGAUUUAGAAGAAAAUACACCUUUAAGGGUAAGAAGCUGGUCUCUCGACGGUGGAGUGCUGAGACAGAUGAGUAUGGAGGAGGAGACGAAUAGGGAGAGUAAGAAGAGGAAGAUGGUACAGCGUGGAAGCGAAGAGGAGAGAGAGGAAGUAGAGGAAGACACCAGUAUGGAGGGAGGAAUAAAAAUGCCCACAAAAAAAACAAACAGAGAAAGAAUGGAAGAAAGCUUAAAGAAUAAAGAGCAAAGAAGAGUACAGACUGAAAUAAAGACGAAUAUCACAGAGGAACAACAAAAAAUUAAUAAACGAGGGAGCGAAGACGAAAAGAGAGAAGUAGAUAAGAUAGAUAGAGAGAAGGAGGAACAGGAAAUAAGGAAACGUGCCAAAAAAGUGGAUAACAGUAUAGAAGAAAUGUUGAAUCUGGUGAAAGUCCUCCGAAAGCACACCGAACAAAAUACCAAAAGAGAAAUUAAAGAUACGGUAAGAAAAAUGGAAAGAUUGGCGGUGGUACUAGGUACGAAAGAACUGCUAACGUAUGAAGGAACCAGAAUAAAGCCGGGGGAUGUAAAGGAGAUGAAAACACAAGCAACACAAACAGAAAGAGAGAAGGAUAGCGAUGAGAGAGAAAGGAAGGAGCGAAUGGAAAAAAUAAGAAACGCGAGAUCAUUCAAGGAGUGGGAACAGGUAGUAGAACUAGAGUGGGAAGAAGGAAAUUAUGAAGUGACCAAGAUAAUAGAGGGAAACCCAGUGUGGCAGCAGGAAAUAGAUACAAGGGUGGUAAUGAUUGAGCCAGAAGAUAUAGAAAUGGAAAGAGGCAUACAGCGCCAAUAUAAAAAAGCGUAUCCAAUACUCGAAGAACUGAAAGAAGAAUGCGAAGACGUAGAAAUGAGGAAGACGAUGAAGGUGAGAGGGGAGAAAAGAGAAAUAAGAGAAAGAAUAAUAAAAAUACGAACAGGAAGAACAGAGAAAGAGAUUUGGCAGACUUUAAUCACCAUAAGGAAAAAAUCCGAAGGAGAGAGGGAAAUUGCGAUGCACCACAUAACGGGAAUAACAUUAAAGAAGCUAAGGACAAUGACGGAUAUUAUAUUUAAGACAUCGAAAACAACAGUAAAGAUUUACACGACGUUAGCAAGAAGGCAGGAAGAAGAAAAAGACAAACGAGGUAGAGCGUUAAAAGAGGGCAGUGAGGGAAAAAAGAGCGAAAGAGCAACGUACGCCCUGAUACUGCAGAGCGAAGGACCGCAAAGAACCUAUGAAGAAAUGGUGAAAGAUAUUAAAAUACAGAUGAAGGGAAGAAAAGAAACAGAUGGCAGAGGUGGAACAAGCGAUUAG